AGACAUAUCUUGUAGGUCAGUGUAAGCGGGAUUAUUAAGUCAAAUUUAUGGCGCGGGUCUGACAUUUUCUUAUGGCUAGUGGUUCACGAGAGUUGCUUAGACUGUUUGCGGCAACAGUAAAUCCACCACCCUUCAUAUAAUAUAUUUUCAGAUACAAGAUGCAAGUACUUUAGCUGGUGAGAUGCGAUUUAUUGAUCUCAACUCUGCUUUCAAAAUGACUUGUGAGCUUCAGCAGCGUGUCGUCGACCUUAUUUACUCACAUAAAAAGCACUUAAGAACCCUAGAGGCCAUUGUCCGAAUCAAACAAGAAGGUAAAAUUUUCUUUAAGGACUGCUUAGCUCAUUGCUUCUAGACACAAGUUCAAAUCUAAAUGGAGAGUUUCAAUGUCAGCAACAAACUCGUGACGAGAGUGAGACUGAUGAACAAGUAGAUCAUGGUAGGUGUCUGUCCAUUAUCGUGAGUAGUUUUUUAGUUGGUAGGUGCUUUCAAAUAUUAGUAAGGCUAUAGUUGUUAGAAUACUCAGUGGGACUAUAUUCCCUUGGUAGUGGAUAACCAUGACUGCAUCAAAACAAGGGGUGUCAGCAUGUUCGAUAAGUACUUGAAAAUAAAUAUCAGGUUCUGGAAAACACUACAGGAACUCAUAUAGGUAAUUUGGCAUUGAAUGAGGUGUGACUCCCGGCGACUCUACUCACAUACGCAAAUAUAAAAAGUAUAAACUAUCGAAAAAUCCGUCUACUUUUCAAGUCAGUCAUUUGAAAACGAAGAGCAUUCUAAUCUCUGUUGUAUUUAUGGUUUACUGAUAAGUACAAUACAAGAUGCGAGUGCUAGGUUUAAACGUCAUAAGACUUGUUCCUGUUAAGUAUAGGAUUCCUUAGUUUGUUAUAUUAGUGCAAUCUUAAAAAUAUAUCAUGCUCCACUCACUAAGAGCAUUGUUGACAAAGAACAAAUAUGUCCACUCAAUUAGCAAUUAAAUACGAGUGUAAACCAAAAUAAGCUUUAAAUGUACUAUUUUAUUUCAUAGUGCUUAAAUCAGCCUGUGUUCAUGCCGAAUAGGCUGGCCUGGCAAGACAAAUAUUGAGUUAAGUCCAGCUUAAAAAGUUAUAUAAGACCAGAGAACUUGAGGGUUAAACGAAGUAGAUAUAUGGGGUUUGUGUUUUUUUCAUUACCAAGGAUUUCUUGAUCCAUUCUUCUAAUAAGUCAAUCACUUAAUUUCUCUUUAUCCUUAUAAAAUCACAUUUAAAUUGAAGACAACCUGCAAAGGCGGUUUAGUCUUCGGUCAGUGACGGUCUUGAAUUUCACAAUCAGUUUUCUCAGUCAAUCAGUCAUAUGUGUAUCGGAUCAAGUUGUCUUACCAAGGGUAGUACGAAAGGGUUGGGUAUAGAAACAUAGAAAAGCUGUAGGGAAAUUCCUUUGCUAAGGUUUUACAUGUAGACAAAAAGCGGGUGCACAUGCGUAACUAUGAAGGAUUCUGGAGCGUUUCACCCGAAGUCUCUAACCGUUGGUUACAAUUAUCACGUGGGCUUCAACCAGGGUGUCUACACCUAUUAACAUAACCCAGUUAGUUUGUCGGUGACUUCAAAAACUGAGGUGGUUGUGGCAUGUGUCGCGCAUGCAUUACAACAUGAUGCACAAAACCAAGUCUCGAAAGGCACCUAUACGCUUUCCAAUCAUCGGUAUAGAUCGUGGUGCCAGGCUGAACGUACUCCUUGAUGAUUGGUAUUAUUGUCGUUACCUGACGGUUUCUCACUCUUUUAAAAUGUCCCUUUUGAGUUGAACAACCGUAAAAUCCAAGUACCUGUCAAGUAUAUUCACGGAAGUGUUGCUUACCCAAUCUUCCUUGAUAAAGCGUCCUUUGUUCUAUUUUCGCUUUCUAACUACUGUCUCAUCUAUUUGCACUAUCUUUCCAACUCCUCCAAAUGAUUGAUGUACUCCUGUCAUUUUCAUUGCGCAUAUAUCACGGCAAUAUUCUUACCACUGAACGGCGGAAGUUUCCGUAACAUCUGCAAAAGCUGCAGCUAAUGUUACUGGAGACUAUGAUCCAAUUUGCAACAAUUAUAAUUUGUCUUAGCCUGAGCCGUGACCGGGCAAAGAAAGUGCCAGUUCGAGCAGAUUUUUUUCUCCAACAUAUGGUACAACGAAAUAUAAUGUCAUCACGGUAGUCCGCACAUCGUGCUGCAGUCAUUUGAUUGCCGCAGUCAAAGAUACAGGAACUUCUUAAUAGUCCCAUUUGUUGUAGUCGCUCAACAAUCCCCUUUUCUCUAAAAUCUACUGUAAAACGAUCGAAUGUGAGCAUCUCGCAUUGAACUUAGUGCCGUGACCUUAAACUUCCUCAAACGCUUCUGGCUGGCUCGUCCAUAAAUUAGAGUCCUACCGAAAAAUCUAGUGACACCACGAUCAGUGGUGUUCGAGUAGAGAGCUUAUACACAGUUAAUGUACUUCUUUGGUGGGCCUUUUAAUAAUACACCAUUUCAAAACCUCACAAUUAAUAAUCAAAUAUUGCCUUAAGGUCAAGAAUAACAAUUAUAAUCAGACAUCAGGAAGUAUGUCUGUUCCAGAGCCUGAUGAAUAGUGAACAUUUGGUCUAUACAUCCGCGUCCAGGUCCGAAACCAGCAUGGUUUUCCGAAGUUCGCUAUUCACAUACCCUGGUUAACCUAAUAUUUCGGACACCAUAUUCGUCGAGUUGACUUCUCUGCAAUUGUCACACGAAGAUUUACUUCCUUUCUCACAAAUUAGAAUGAGCAUCAAUUAAGACCAGUCGGGUGGGAUUGUGUCCAGUUCCAUGACUGUAGACAAAGUAUAAGUCAAGCUCACUACUGAAACUGUACCGCCACCCGUUAGUUUUUAAAUCCUUUUAUGAGAAACGAGGUACUUAUGUAGAAAUGGGUUAAUACUCGUAUAAAUGCUUUUGCUUUGCAAUGAACAUUGUAAUACAAAAACUUAAACUAAAUACUGACGUACAAACAGAUUGAGUAAAAUUAUAUUUAAUCAGGCAUUGUAUUGACUACAAGUGGUCAUGUAGUAUGAAACAUCGACUCAAGUGCUUUUAGAGUACCGACUUGUUAACCUGACACACUGAUUCUUGGUCUCACGAGGUCAUACCAUGAACAUUUCUGUUCGUCAGAUAAACUAGAUGAAAGGCGCCAAAACCACACGCGCAGCUGCCAAUUCACCAAAAUUGAUGUUUUACUGUAGUCAAUACGAAUAUGAAUACUACUGGAUCUCAACAUAACCAACAGUGUUACCACCAAAUGUGGGCGAUCAUUUGGUGAAUACCCUAAGCUUAGAGGUUUGGCUUCAGAAAUAAAUAACACGGAUGCUAGCACUUCAUUGUACAUCCGGCUAUAUCUAUUCAGAGGGCAACGCAAUGUAUGGAAAGAUACGUGGUGUAAUAACCAGAAUUAGGACUAAAGAUUCCAUAACUGUACAGCAAUUAUGUGCAUCCCUACCGUAGUUUAACGUGUUUAGGUGAGAACUAUGCUUUCGAUUCCAAUCACAACAACACAGAUACAAAGUAUGAAGUAAAUUACUUAAGGUUUCGGUCUUGGUAGUUUUUUGGCCUUCGGUGUGUCGUUUUAUAGAUUGCAAGACUGAUAAUCUAAUGUCACUUUAUUCUUUUGCAAUAAAGUUUUCAUACCAAUUUGCAUCCACUUUAUGCAGUGACCGUAUUGUUUUUUACAGAAAGUACUGUACCAGUCAACAAUGAUGAAUUGCCAAGCAAUAACAGUCAAGAGGAUCAACCGAUGUGUAACACGGAGAACACAAACAAAGAAGCUACAAAUAAAGUAUCUGCUAACAAUCAGACAAAUAUUAUUUCUGAUGCCCUCACAACAAACUCCAUUAAAGAUGUAUGCGGAGCAACAAAUGAUAAACAUAGACUAGUCUCUAUAGAUUCACUAUAUCACGAUAUGUUGCCUGGUGCUUUUGAUAAUAGUUCAACUAAUGAAAAUGUGCAGUGUCAUGCUUGUCAGUUAAGAAAUCAAGUACAAAAUGGAAUGACCAUUAACAUGGUUUGUGCAGCAUGUCCUGGUUUUCCUCGUCUUUGUUCAGCACAAUGCUUCCGUUGGUGGCACAGCGUUCACUUAUUGACACCAGUUAAUAAGGAGUCCAAGUCUAUAGAAGAAGAUAAAACUUCUACAAUAGAAAACCUAUCAAGAAGUUUAAGUCCCUCUGAAUUCCAACAAUCAAGAAGAACUAAAGAAUACAAAGCUCAUACAAGAUCACUUCCUUUACUUUCCGCAUCAGGUGAUCUUAAACCGGAUGGACGAAAAAGAAAACGUAAAUCUCAUAGGUUUACACAUGUAAAACGACAUCCUCCUCAAGGUACUUCAUUUUGGGUUAAACAAUCUAAUAAUAUUAAUUCUAUCACUGUACAACCUAAAGCUGGUCGCCCACGAAAAACACAAGUUUACAUGAAUAUUAAAGAUCCAGAAUGGACACCUUAUAGAAAAUAUUGAUCAUUACUAAACUAGAUACAAAUUAAAGAAAUGAAAAUAUACACAAUAUUUUUCUUCAAUAUAUUUAUAUACAAAUAUGAUUACACUUUAUUUUUCAGCUUUUGACAAAUCUCUUCUUCUUAUUCUUAUUAUUAUUAUAAAAUAUAUAGAUCAGUGUCAUUUGAAAUGUGUUAUACUUGAAAGAAAUUCUCAUUAACAAUAUAACGAAUACAUUGCAUAAGUUGAUUACGUUCUUUUCGAAUAUCUUCAGCUAAUAACUAAAUCAGUGUAAUUGUGAAAAAAAUAUCAAAAUAAUAAUUAUUAUCAUUUAAGAAGUGA
Messenger RNA from Schistosoma bovis, 4773 nucleotides. Lineage: Eukaryota; Metazoa; Platyhelminthes; Trematoda; Strigeidida; Schistosomatidae. The record is from the annotation of a GenBank genome assembly.